Tupaia belangeri chinensis (Chinese tree shrew) is the source of this 686-nucleotide messenger RNA. It is a transcript of the gene S100A9, whose product is annotated as S100 calcium binding protein A9. Gene Ontology annotation, cellular component: extracellular exosome; nucleus; cytoplasm. The record is from RefSeq and is a predicted model, not a curated record. Bases 159 to 569 code for a protein of 136 amino acids. Gene Ontology annotation, molecular function: calcium ion binding; calcium-dependent protein binding. The transcript has 3 exons. NCBI's taxonomy places the organism in Eukaryota, Metazoa, Chordata, Mammalia, Scandentia, Tupaiidae. Gene Ontology annotation, biological process: regulation of integrin biosynthetic process; chronic inflammatory response; endothelial cell migration.
CUCUUCCUGGCAGGGUUACCACACCUGUGAAGCAACCUCCCCGAGAGAGGGCCUAGUGUCCUGGCCAUGAGCUGCCUAUAAAUGCCGGGCAUGCACUGCUCUACCAAACCUCUGUGUGGCUCCUCAGCUUCAGCUUCGAGUGCAAGAUAGCUGGAGAAAUGUCGCAGAUGGAAAAUAGCAUAAACACCAUCAUCAACGUCUUCCACCGGUACUCAGUGAGGCUGGACCACUUCGACAAGCUGAACAAGAAAGAAUUCGGACAGCUAGUGAGAAAAGAGUUGCCCAACUUUCUCAAGAAGGAGAAGAAAGAUGAGACGCUCAUAAACGAUAUCCUGGAAGACCUGGACACCAAUGCAGAUGGCGAACUGAGCUUCGAGGAGUACAUGAUGAUGAUGGCGAGGCUGAUUGUAGCCUCCCAUGAGGAGAUGCACAAGAAUACCCCUAAAGGAGAAGGCCACAGCCACGGACCAGGCCUUGGGGGAACUGGCCCUUGCCCUGGCCGCAACAAUGAUGGUCAUGGCCAUGGUCAUGGCCACGGUCAUGGCCACGGCCAUGGCCACAGCCACUAGGCAGGAGGACAGGCCAUUCUGCACCUCUCUUGCCAGGGCCUCAGAGAAUGUCAGGCCACACAUUUACAGCUGUGGGGCUAGAGAUCAGAGGGGAAAUAAAGUCUUCCUUCAAGCCAG